AUGGCAACCGCCGAAGUUCUUUUGCCAUCUUUGGCAGCCGAUGCCUUGGGCAAGAGUGACGUAUUCACCUACCAGGUUCCCAUCCAAGUCAACGCAGUUGUCCCUGAUGCCGGUACAUCGGCGCCUGCAACGGUCAACAAGGAGUACUUUCUUCUGAAUACGCAAGCUUUCAUCGACUUGCAAUUGUAUCUGAAGGCCGCCCUGCGCCUACCGGGUACGAAAGACCGUUUCGAUCUUGAGUUCCCGCGCAAAAUGUUUGAAAACUACAAGGACACUAAGACCCCUGUCCUCUAUGAUCUCAUGUGUGACACUCUGGUUGACAUCCAAAAUCAUUGCUUUGACUUCCAGAACAAGACCUUGAGUCCCAUGGUUUCUCUGGGUAAGAUCAUGGUAUUGCUUAGCAUAUCUGGAUACAUUGGCAACUACGCUGAGACUGCUGGCAAGCGCUCUGUAGAGCUCUUGGCUGCGAUGAACGUUAUUCAAGAUGGAGCUUCUAACUUAGAGGAUCCCAAGGUCAAAGAGGCUGUCGAGACAGCUAUGAUUAUCUGCCUUGAGCUUAGCGAUGAAGCCAAGCAGAGCAACGAGAAGUGUGCUGCAUUUGUCACGCAACUUGGCACUUUCAAGACGAUCACGGGCAUCGAUAAGGAGCGCCUGAAUACACUUAACGAACGCCAGUCAAUUGUCCUCCCCAGUACUGCCCAACUCAAUGCCGAUCUUCGCAAGGGUAUGGACACGGCGCGUGAUGAGCUUAACUCCUUGGCCAAUCAAGAAAACAAACAGAGAGAGAAGGCUAAAGCCAAUUCUGGUGUCCGAUGGUACUAUGCUGUCCCAUGGAUCGGCUGGGGUCUUGCCAUCUCAGAGACCGUCAAGAAGGCUGAUGCAGAGAAUGCAGUUCGAUCUCUGCAGAGGAAGUAUGAAGAAGUGGCGAACAAAGCAGGAAACGACCUAGCUACCGCGAUUUCUUUCCGAGAGAAGUGCAAGAACCUCACCGAACUGAUCAAGGAUGUUCACCAAUAUAUUCAACAAGCAGAGUCAGCUUUGACAAGUAUGGCUGGGGCAUUCAGCGCCCUGGAGACCGACCUCAACGACAUUGCCAACAAGCUGGACACUGUCAAGAAAUACGUAUCAUCCGGUAGCAAAGUCAGAACGAAGUUGGCUUUCUCUCGUCUCAACGAAGCCGGAGAUAAGUGGACCAAGGUCGCCUCCCUAGCCAAGGACUUCCAGCGAAAUGGACUUAUGAUGGAGGCUAACGUUAGGGCUGAGGACCCUCCUGCUACGCCAUCAGCGUCACUGGAGAUCACAAGUGCCCAUUAUGGAGGUGUUGAGUCUACAGCAGUAGCCAAGAUCUUAUUCAACGAAGGUGAGAACCUCCGCGUCCACAGUGUCGCACCUGGUUUCCAGGAGCCGUGGCAUGGUGUCAACAAGACUAUAUCAUUCACGUACGAGUUCGGCAAGGAGAAGCGGAUCUUUGUAUGUAGAGAGUACUCAGGCGAUCACGAUGUCAAGGUUGGUCCAAUUGAGAAUUCGCGCGAUGGUCGAUGCGAGGUGAGUGUUGUGGAGCCUCGGCCCAAGCCAGCUGGAAGUCCUGUGGACAUCCUCGCUAUUAUCUGGGGACCCAACGAGGUGCGCAGGCCUGCAGUAGAUGCAUACUGCUACCAGCAGUUCCACGCCGGAGCUGCUAUCGAAUGGACAAAUGACAAGAUGGGUGGAGAUACUUGGCCAGGCAUGCCAAAAUCUGGCGCGAUUUACUACACUACCAACGGAGGAAGCGCAGUCAAAUCCAUUUGUGGAAAGGAAGGAUCCUCCAGCGGUACUGCUUGA
This is a messenger RNA of Parastagonospora nodorum SN15, 1821 nucleotides long. RefSeq lists its product as hypothetical. The coding region runs from base 1 to 1821 and encodes 606 amino acids. The transcript has 8 exons. The record is from RefSeq and is a predicted model, not a curated record. Lineage: Eukaryota; Fungi; Ascomycota; Dothideomycetes; Pleosporales; Phaeosphaeriaceae.